Etheostoma cragini (Arkansas darter) is the source of this 3511-nucleotide messenger RNA. It is a transcript of the gene slc7a3a, whose product is annotated as solute carrier family 7 member 3a. NCBI's taxonomy places the organism in Eukaryota, Metazoa, Chordata, Actinopteri, Perciformes, Percidae. The transcript is spliced from 11 exons. Gene Ontology annotation, molecular function: amino acid transmembrane transporter activity. Gene Ontology annotation, biological process: amino acid transport; transmembrane transport. Bases 1 to 1974 code for a protein of 657 amino acids. Gene Ontology annotation, cellular component: plasma membrane. The record is from RefSeq and is a predicted model, not a curated record.
AUGGCAAACAAGCUGUCCAACUUUGGAAAAAUCCUGCUGCGUCGCCGGGCAUUAGACUGCUCUGGUGAAGAGACCCGAUUCGCCCGCUGCCUGUCCACCCUGGACCUCAUUGCUUUGGGGGUGGGCUCCACACUCGGCGCCGGUGUCUACAUCCUCGCUGGCGAGGUUGCCCGUGAAAAGGCAGGACCUGCUAUUGUCCUCUGCUUCCUCAUCGCUGCUCUGUCCUCUAUGUUGGCCGGCCUGUGCUACGCUGAAUUUGGCGCCCGUGUUCCCAAAACAGGUUCCGCAUACCUGUACAGCUAUGUGACCGUUGGCGAAAUCAUGGCCUUUAUCACAGGCUGGAACCUAAUCCUCUCCUAUGUAAUAGGUACGGCCAGUGUGGCCAGGGCAUGGAGCUCAACAUUCGACAGUUUAGUUGAGCAAAAGAUCUCUGACUUCUUUAAAGCCUCCAUGACAAUGGAGGUGCCAGGGCAGGUGCUGGCAAAGUACCCCGACCUGUUCGCCCUCAUCCUGGUCCUGCUGCUCACUGGACUUCUGGCCUUUGGCGUGAACGAAUCAGCACUGGUGAAUAAGAUCUUCACCGGCAUCAAUCUGGUGGUUCUGGGCUUUGUUAUCAUCUCUGGCUUUGUUAAGGGAGACACAGCCAACUGGAACCUGACUAAAGAAGACUAUGAAAGCUUCAUAAACGGCAUCAACAGCACCAACGGCACCAACAGCAGCAGGCUUACUAAGGUCGAGGAGGAAUUUGGCGUGGGUGGCUUUGCUCCAUUUGGCCUGACUGGAAUCCUGUCUGGUGCUGCCACCUGCUUCUACGCCUUUGUGGGCUUUGACUGCAUCGCCACAACAAGCGAAGAAGCAAAGAACCCAAUGCGUUCCAUACCCGUUGGCAUUGUUGCCUCGCUGCUGAUCUGUUUUUUUGCCUAUUUUGGUGUUUCUGCCGCUCUAACCCUCAUGAUGCCAUACUAUCAGCUAAACUCCCAGAGUCCUUUGCCUGAGGCCUUCAGCUAUGUUGGCUGGGCUCCUGCCAGAUACAUUGUGGCUGUGGGCUCUCUCUGCGCUCUGUCCACCAGUCUCCUAGGCUCUAUGUUCCCCAUGCCCCGUGUUAUCUACGCCAUGGCGGAGGAUGGACUGCUGUUCCGUAUUCUGUCUAGGAUCGACGCUCGCACAAAGACUCCUCUCCUGGCUACCAUCGCUUCUGGCGUUGUUGCAGCUCUGAUGGCAUUCCUUUUUGACCUGGCAGCUCUGGUUGACCUCAUGUCCAUUGGAACUCUGUUGGCCUACUCUUUAGUGGCCAUCUGUGUCCUCAUCCUCAGGUACCAGCCAGGCAGCUUGACUUCCUCGAGCCAGAUGGAGAAGCUGGUGGAGCUGGUGGAAGGGGAGAAGGUCGCCGUAAGGGGAGGGGACAGCGGUGACGAGUACGGCAUGGAGACGGAAGAGAGACCACUCCGAGAGGCCUUCUCCGCCAAGCUGCUCUUCUGCCCAAGUGGAAAGAACCCGACGCAGACCUCCGGGAAUAUUGUCUAUGCCACCACUGCUAUUAUUUCGGUUUUUAUCACUGUUCUGUGCAUCAUCCUGGCCAACUGUCUCACAAUGCUGCAGGCCGGGCAUCCAGCAGUUGUGGUGCCCUGUGUCAUCUUGACUCUGCUCUGUAUCGUCUGUCUCAUCAUCAUCUGCAGGCAGCCUGAAAGCAAAGAGGCUCUCAACUUCAAGGUCCCUCUGCUUCCCUGGUUGCCCCUUUUCAGUGUUUUUGUUAACCUCUACCUCAUGAUGCAGCUGGACCGGGGUACAUGGUGCCGAUUUGCCGUCUGGAUGCUUAUCGGUUUCGCCAUCUACUUCCUCUAUGGUAUUAGGAACAGCAGUGAAGCUGCCAAAAGGUCCUCCCCACGCAAAUACGAGCCUGCGCUGCAGACCAAAAGCCCGAUUUACAAGGGCGCUCCUAACGACAGUGACGUGGAAGUAGGCAGCAGCCCCUGAUGCACAUUGACGUAGACCUGGGGAGUGUUGCCAGAGCAUCUACACUCAUUUUGGCAGUCUGGUUGAACUGGCAGCAAAAUGCUGCAAUGGAGGCGGCUUGGAACGCAGCCCUGGGUUUAAAGGGAGGAGAGGCAAGAAAGCGCCACCCAAACAUCUUACCUCUGACUUGGAGGCUGAUUAACUUGAUGGCUAGACACUGACAAAGCCACUUUCUGGCCAUGGGUUCUGUUUUUAUCAGUCUGUUUGUACUUAGCCUUAGCCUUCUGGUAAGAUAUUUACCUGCCUAUAACACAUGCUUUGAAUGGACGUAACUAACAAAGCCUUCAGUAGAGUUAACAUGUCUAGUGGUUGGUUCUUGUUUAUUUCACCAUCCUGUUUGUUUCAGUGUAAACAGGGUAUCACUAGCACAUGGAUGACGUUCAUGCCUUCUAUACUGUACGAUUCAGUGUCUGAGGCUGACAUGCUUUAUAGAUCAUCCUAGUGCCCCCCCGCUCCCAGAGAACAGCCAUGAAGUUAGUGUUACCCUUUUUAAAAUGGUUUGAAAUUAGUUGCGUAUCGUAAAUUAUCCAUGUGCGUUUAUCCAUGUUUUGCAUAUUGUGACUGUAGUGCAAUGGUAUUGACAGCCAUUUUGUGGCCUUUGUUUCAACCUAAACCUGACAACUAAAAUGUUUUUAAAAGGCUUUUAAUACCAAUAAGGUUGACAAACUGCUUUUGAGACCCUUAGGUGCAAGUAUGUAAAUUAAAUCUGGAAUUCGCUAAUUAAUUAGUUUACAUGAUUUCAGGCCUCUCUGGUCCAUCUGUGCAUAUCUGUACCCAGAUAUUUUUGCACAUCUGAGAAGGUUGAUAAGAUUUGCACUUUACAAGCUCCUUAAUAGCAAUAGAAGUUUAAUUGAUUUAAUCUUUCACCUUUGACUGAUCUGGGAGCUGGGGAUGUGUUUCUGAACACAGGGUCUGACUUUCAUUACCACAAAAAUAUUAUAUUCCCCAUUUUUGUUUAUACUUCCUUGUGAAAAGACUCACAAAUGUUCUUGUUUGGUUUCAAUUGAAACUUGUUCUUGGCAGCUUUGUCUGCUAAGUUACCAUCGCGUUUACUUUAUUCAACUGUAAUUAGUUUUUACUACUUUUAUUUACUUCUACUAAUAGAACUGUUAAUAUGGAAUGUUUUAUAGAAUUGUUUGGGAUUGCUUUCUUUUUGGCUUCCACCAUUGGUCAGAGUGGGUGAUGGAAUUGAUUGUUGGCGUUUCCCAAAUGGCUAUUGCCUUUUCAAAACGUAUUAACAUAACAAACGCUUAUCUUCCAAAUUGCCCAUCAAUCAGCUGAUUAAUUUCCUCAAUCCAUGGUUGUUGCUGCCACUGCUUCAUGUUUCAAUGCAUAGGCUCAGGAGCACAGAGUAUAGGCUACAUGCAGAGGAACGGCACACAGUGUGUAGGCUUAUGUAGUUUAGAAAAAGCAGUCACAAACAGCAGUUACAUGAGGCUAUUUCUAAAUAUACUUGGGGGCGGGGGGGAGGCUCAGAGGUAGCAGACAACGCUUUAGU